AAAUGACCAUUAUCAGGCUCUAGGAGAAUUUCACUUAUUCUUAUCAGUAGCAACCUUUUCUAUGUACAGAAAGAAAGGAACGUUUCGUUUGGGAAUUCCCACAUAAACUUUAGAGUCAAGCUAGCUGUAGCCAGUAGGCUCUACGCGGUGUUGUUGUGAGCAGCAGCAGAAGCAAAUUAGCUACCAUUGCAUAACCUCAUACAUCACCUCCAUACUUGUCUCUGUGUCUGUGACAAGAAGGAAGAUGAAGAUUUUCUCAGCUCAAGUUGAGGAAGGUAAACAAGGCAAAGAUGGCAAGCCUUCAAUUGGUCCAGUGUACCGUAAUUUACUUUCAGAAUAUGAUUUCCCUCCACCUGAUCCCCAAAUAUCUACGUCUUGGGAUAUUUUCAACGUAGCUGUUCAGAGGAAUCCUGGAAAUCGGAUGCUUGGGUGGCGCAAAUUUGUUGAUGGGAAGCCGGGGCCUUAUGUAUGGAAAACAUACAAAGAAGUCUACGAGGAAGUUGUGCAUGUUGGUUCUGCAUUACGAGCAUCUGGUGCUGAACCUGGCUCUCGUGUUGGGGUUUAUGGACCAAAUUGCCCUCAAUGGAUUGUGGCAAUGGAGGCUUGCAAUGCCCAUAAUUUGAUUUGUGUGCCUCUCUAUGAUACUCUUGGGCCAAGCGCUGUAAAUUUUAUCAUAGAUCAUGCUGAAGUUGAUUUUGUCUUUGUCCAAGACAAGAAAGUGAAAGAACUAUUGAAUCCUGAUUGUACAUCUUCUCAACGGCUAAAAAUUAUCGUCAGCUUCACUUCAUUGACAGAUGAAGAAAAUGAUAAGGCAGCCCGUACUGGAAUAAAACCAUACUCAUGGGAUGAAUUUCUCCAGAUGGGAAAACAAAAUCCUUCAGAGUUUUCUCCACCUCAGGCUUAUAAUGUUUGCACAAUUAUGUACACAAGUGGUACCAGUGGAAAUCCUAAAGGAGUUGUGUUAACACAUGAAACAAUUGCAUUCACUGUUAGGGGGAUUGACCUUUUCUUGGAACAGUUUGAAGACAAGAUGACAGGGGACGAUGUGUAUCUAUCUUUCCUGCCCCUGGCUCAUAUCCUGGAUCGCAUGAUUGAGGAGUACUUUUUCCAUAAUGGUGCUUCGGUUGGCUAUUAUCAUGGGGAUCUUAAUGCAUUGGGAGAUGACUUGAUGGAAUUAAAACCUACUCUUUUCGCUGGGGUGCCUCGAGUUUUUGAACGAGUAUAUGAAGGUAUAAAGAAAGCCCUACAAGAGCUCAAUCCAAGGAGAAGGAAGAUUUUUGAUAUUCUCUAUAAAUACAAACUUGCAUGGAUGAAUAUGGGGUAUAAGAACAAAUAUGCAUCUCCCUUAGCAGAUCUGUUAGCCUUCAGGAAGAUAAAAGCUAGGUUAGGUGGUCGUGUUCGGCUUAUAAUAUCUGGAGGUGCACCCUUGAGCUCUGAGAUCGAAGAAUUCUUGCGGGUUACAUGCUGUGCUUUUGUCGUCCAAGGCUAUGGAUUGACAGAAACUUGUGGGCCGACAACUCUUGGUUAUCCGGAUGAAAUGAGCAUGGUUGGUGCUGUAGGCACUGUAGCUGUAUACAAUGAGAUGCGGCUGGAGGAGGUUCCAGAGAUGAACUACAAUCCACUUGGAAAUCCUCCUUGUGGAGAGAUAUGUAUCAAAGGGAAAAGUACGUUUACCGAGUACUACAAAAAUCCUGAAUUGACUAAAGAAGCAAUCAAAGAUGGGUGGUUUCAUACAGGGGACAUAGGGCAAAUGCUUCCAAAUGGAACUAUUAAGAUAAUUGACAGGAAGAAGAAUCUCAUAAAACUCUCCCAAGGAGAGUAUAUUGCGCUUGAGUACCUGGAAAAUGUUUAUGGUAUCACUCCAAUUGUUGAAGAUAUCUGGGUUUAUGGGAACAGCUUCAAAUCAUCGCUGGUGGCCGUAGUGGUACCGCAUGAAGAAAACACCAAAAGAUGGGCAUAUUUAAAUGGUUUUGUGGGUUCACUCUCUGAACAUUGUGCUCUUCAGCAGCUAAAUAGUUAUAUCCUUUCCGAGUUGAAGUUAACAGCUGAGAGAAACAAGCUUAGAGGUUUUGAAAAUAUCAGAGCAAUCAUUCUGGAACCUAGACCUUUUGACAUGGAAAGAGAUUUGAUUACCGCAACAAUGAAAAAGAAAAGAAAUCAGCUGCUCAAGUAUUAUCAGGAUCAAAUUGAUGAACUUUACAGUAACUUGGCUGGAAAAUGGUCAAGGUGAAGUCCUCAAGGUCUUCAAAUUCAGAGCAACAGACUUUCUUGAAUAUAUUAUUUUAUAUUAUAGAAAAAUAUUAGUUACUUAUGCCAAAGCGGUUCAAUCCCCAAUGUUUUAUGUAUGACAUAUUAAGCUGAAAUGACUUCCCUAGGCUUAUCAAGAACAGCCUCUGUUUACUAUUCAUAGUAAUUAGUCAACUAUAAGUUGCUUGUUCCCAUGCCCCAGAAACACGAUGUUCUCGAUUGGCUUGGAUUAUAGUCAAGCUGUCUUUUUGCACUUA
Ziziphus jujuba (common jujube) is the source of this 2504-nucleotide messenger RNA. Its product is annotated as long chain acyl-CoA synthetase 1. Gene Ontology annotation, molecular function: long-chain fatty acid-CoA ligase activity. The record is from RefSeq and is a predicted model, not a curated record. The transcript is spliced from 21 exons. Gene Ontology annotation, biological process: cutin biosynthetic process; fatty acid metabolic process; wax biosynthetic process. NCBI's taxonomy places the organism in Eukaryota, Viridiplantae, Streptophyta, Magnoliopsida, Rosales, Rhamnaceae. Gene Ontology annotation, cellular component: endoplasmic reticulum; membrane. Bases 245 to 2230 code for a protein of 661 amino acids.